CACAGCAUACGCCUUCCCCCCCGCCCUCCAAGCAAGCUUUUAAUGGCUCGAGCUGUGCAGAAUAUUGGACUGCUGCUGUUGCUGACUUGUAGCUUAUCAAAUGCCCAGGGCUGGAGGAAUUGGCUUUGGGGGAGUUCAGAGAAAACCACCCUGGCUCCCACAAAGGCCGCCGAUACUGAGGAUCAGACGACACAUCAGCUGGCCACCUCCGAGGCGACCACCUUGAACAUCCCCCCUGAAAGCACCACACAGCAAACAGGAAAAGUAUGGAAUAUAUUCACCCUGAAGAGGCCAGACUUGACUGCAGACACCACUGUCCCUGCUGCAGCUACUGCAUCACCUUCUGAGCUGGGAGGCCAAGAGGGAACUAUUGCUGGGGUAGGGGCUGAAGUUCUCAAUGUGGCUGAAGGAAUCCAAAAUCUGGUUCAGCAAUGGGAUAAAAAGACAACUGAAGGGACAAAGAGGACCGAGGCACCGGUGACAGCUGUUUUUUUGGAAGCUUCCCUUAAUGCUACAGAGCUCGCUGCUGUCCAGAAUGUUACUGCCAACCUGACGGGUGCGGUGCAGAUCUUGCUGGAAACUGAGCAGUCCCAGGUUUCUCUUCCGGUGACUACAAAGCCCAACUUUCUGUUGAACAAGACUCAAGUUCUGUUAAAGAAGCCUGAGACACCACUGCCAGGUAGUGCUGCUUUCUCAUUUUCACCAGAUGACCAAGCCAGCGGGGAUGUGUUGGCUUUUCAAGAAUCCACAGAUGCAGGGCGAGAAGGUGCUGUCACUCCAGAACUAAGGGCAAACCGGGGAGCUUUCUCAGAAAAACGAGGAAUUAUAUCCAGUGCAAAUGUUUCAGAAUUGCAGAAGCUUCAGGCUAAUAGCAGCGUGGAUGUUGGAAUUACAUCCAAGGUGGUGGGUGCUUCAGACAGCUGGCUAUCCCUUUAUGUUGCCAAUUCAAACCAAUCAGCCUAUGAUGGCAAUAGUACCCAUCUCAGCCUUAAAAAACGCCCCUUUAAGCAUUCUGGGAUACCAAUAGCUGAUGCAAAUAAGAACUACUCUAGUGAUUCUGUUUCUAAUUCAAAUGCAACUAAUUUAUUGGAUUCUCCCCCUGCCAGUAACUCUGAAUCUCUUGAGUUUCUACUAACCUACACUAUGCAACGUUUAAGCAGUAGUAGUGCAGGGCUUCCUUCCUUCUUUUCUGGAUUGACUCCAACAGCUGGCCGCUGCUUGCCCUUACCAGCCAAGCUGUCAUAUUGCAACAACCUGGGCAUGAAGCAUUUCCGAGUGCCGAAUUAUUUGCAUCAUGGCAGUGAGGAGGAAGUUCGGGCUGCUUUGCAUGAGUGGGAGGGGCUUCUUAAAUCUCGGUGUCACCGCUACUUGGAGUGGUUUUUCUGCUUGCUACUGGUACCUGGGUGUAACACUUCUCUUCCAAUAACACCUCCACCGUGCCGGGGAUUUUGUGAGGCCCUGAAAGAUCUGUGUUGGAUUCAUUUGAAAGAGGGGCAUCUUCCAAUAUCAUGUGACACUCUCCCAGCGGAGGAUGGUGUAUAUUCAUGUGUGUUUGUUAAUGUUUCAGCAGAAAAUUUCAGCACAGAAGUUGGUCUCUUAGAGCUGAUUGGGGAUCCCCCACCAGAACAGAUAACCAAAAUAUAUGGCCCCGACAACAGUCCUGGCUAUGUGUUUGGACUGGAUGCCAACACUGGCCAAGUGGCCCGUUACCACCUCCCCAGCCCUUUUUACAGAGACUUCUCAUUGCUGUUCCACAUUCAGCCCACAUCAGACAAGGCAGGUGUGCUUUUUGCCAUCACAGAUGCUUCCCAGUCGAUCAUCUAUGUUGGCGUGAAACUUUCAGAGGUGAAGGAUGGGAAGCAGCAGAUAAUCUUCUACUACACAGAGCCUGGCUCUCAGAACUCCUAUGCUGCCGCCACAUUCACGGUGCCCUCCCUUGUCAAUCAGUGGACUCGCUUUGCCAUCAGUGUCGAGGAGGAAGAGGUGGUUCUGUACAUGGACUGUGAGGAAUUUGAGCGAGUCCGUUUUGAGCGCUCUCCUGAUGAGAUGGAGCUGGAAGAAGGCUCUGGGCUUUUUGUGGCCCAAGCUGGAGGAGCUGAUCCAGACAAAUACCAGGGUGUAAUCGCAGAACUGAAAGUGAAAGGAGAUCCUCGGGCAGCUGACGUCCAGUGUGAGGAAGAGGAGGACGAUUCUGAUAUGAUGUCUGGAGAUGGUGGAAGUGGGGCUGAAGAAAAACCACAGACAUCAGAAAAGGAAAAGGGGGCUCCAGUGCUGUUAAACCUCCCAGAACCUCCACCUGUCACUUCUCCUCCCACUGAUAAAAAGCCUGUACUGCCAGAAGAGAAACCCAGUUUACAAACUGAACUAACCAAACCAGAAGAGAGGCCACCAUUUGCUUCAGGAGUUGGAGCCAAAGGUGAAAAAGGGGAUCUGGGAGAAAAAGGUGAACGUGGCCCUAAAGGGGAUUCUGGAGUUGGUGAACGUCUGCCAUCAGGUGGUGCUAAAGGUGAUAAGGGAGAGAAAGGAGAGCUGGGUGUUAAGGGAAAUGCAGGCUUUGGGUAUCCAGGCUCUAAAGGACAGAAAGGCGAACCAGGUGCGCAAGGAUCUCCAGGCCCUGCUGGCCCCCCUGGCCCUCCUGGGACUGUUGUGCAAAGCCCUGAUGGCUCUGUUAUAGAGCAGGUUGCUGGGCCUCCAGGACCCACAGGCCCACCAGGGCUGCCUGGGAAAGAUGGUUUACCUGGAAAGGAUGGAGAGCCCGGGGAUCCUGGUGAAGAUGGAAAACCAGGUGAUGUUGGCCCUCAAGGGUUCCCUGGGACACCUGGGGAGCCUGGACAGAAAGGAGAAAAGGGUGAUACAGGGGUUGGUGCACAAGGUCCCCCCGGUCCACCAGGACCCCCUGGGCUACCAGGAUUCAGUUCUAAACUGGACAAGUUGACAUUUAUUGAUAUGGAAGGCUCUGGCUUUGGAGGUGACUUGGAAAGUUUGCGGGGCCCCAGAGGACCUCCUGGGCCUCCAGGGCCUCCUGGAGUGCCAGGCUUGCCAGGUCAACCCGGGAUAUUUGGGACGAACGGCACUGACCUUCCAGGACCACCCGGCCUCCCUGGAGUGCCAGGAAGAGAUGGCAGCCCAGGACUUCCAGGACCUCCUGGCCCUCCCGGUUCUCCAGGAAGAGAUGGCAUCCCAGGCCAGUCUGGGGGAAAUGGAGCAAGCGGAGAACCAGGUGAACUGGGCCUUCCAGGAGCACCUGGACCCAAGGGCAGUAAAGGAGAUGCUGGGUUGCCAGGAGCACCAGGAGAAACUGGCCUUGCAGGACUUCCAGGGCCCAUGGGUCCUCGAGGACAGCCUGGACCUCCUGGUCCACCUGGUCCAGGCUUUGCACCUGGAAUUGAUGAUAUGGAGGGCUCAGGACUGCCAUUUGUUUCUGCUGUCCCUGGAGCACGUGGACCAGAAGGGCCUCAGGGUCCACCAGGACUUCCAGGGCUCAAGGGGGAUGCUGGCAGCCCUGGUGUGCUAGGAGAAAAAGGAGAAAAAGGAGACCCAGGAUUGCCAGGACUGGAUGGUCGCCCCGGAUUAGAGGGUUUCCCAGGGCCGCAGGGGGCAAAAGGUGACAGAGGGGACUCAGGGGAUAAAGGUGAACGGGGUCAAGAUGGAGUAGGAUUUCCAGGGCCCCCUGGCCCCCCCGGACAAGUCAUCUAUCUGUCCAGUGAUGAUAAAACCUUAUCUAGUGUGCCAGGCCCAGAAGGCAAACAAGGGCAUGCUGGUUUCCCAGGACCAGUCGGACCAAAGGGUGACACGGGAUCCCCAGGUCUUCAAGCCUCUCCAGGACUGAAGGGUGAAAAAGGAGAGCCAGGCGUUAUAAUUGGCCCUGAUGGGACUGUCAUAGCAGCUCAGGCAAAGGGAGAAAAGGGUGAGUCAGGCGCAAGAGGACCUGUGGGACCAGCAGGGCCACCUGGGCGGCAUGGACAGAAAGGAGAAAUUGGCUUUCCUGGAAGACCUGGUCGGCCAGGCAUGAAUGGGUUGAAAGGUGAAAAAGGCGACCCAGCAGACUCAAGUGGAGGGCUGGGUUUAAGGGGUCCCCCAGGUCUCCCUGGACCACCGGGGCCUCCAGGACCUUCAGGCAGCAUAGUGCCUGUUUAUGACAAUAACGCAUUUAGUGAGACGGGCCCUCCUGGACCUCCAGGGCUGCCUGGCUACCAUGGGGCUCCUGGUCAGAAGGGAGAGAAAGGCGAGAUGGGUGCUCCGGGGCUCCCAGGCCAGUUCCCUUAUGAUCUCAGCAGAUUUGGCUCCACAAUUAGGGGAGAAAAGGGGGACAGAGGGGAGUCUGGGGCAAAAGGUGAAAAGGGCGAGCCAGGUGCUGGAGGAUUCUUUGGAUCAACCAUCGCAGGACCUCCGGGUCCUCCAGGAUAUCCUGGCCUUCCGGGGCCAAAAGGAGACAGUGUUAGGGGACCACCCGGUCCUCCUGGACCUCAAGGACCUCCUGGUGCAGGAUUUGAGGGACGGACAGGGCGUCCUGGUCCUCCUGGACCUCCUGGACCUCCUGGACCUCCUUCAUUUCCAGGUCCCCACAGACAAUCUAUCAAUCUUCCUGGACCACCAGGGCCACCAGGACCUCCAGGACCUCCAGGCAGUGGUGAUGCAUCUUCUGGGCAGCUGCGAAUCUUGCCGACCUAUCAGAGCAUGAUGAGCAGAGCUCACGAAGUGCAUGAAGGGCAGCUCCUCUUCAUCCGGGAUAGAGAAGAGCUCUACAUCCGUGUCCGCAAUGGCUUCAGGAGAGUCCUUCUUGAGGAAAGAGUCUCUAUCUCUGGUCCUGGUCUGGACAAUGAGGUAUAUGAUAGGCCCUACUCACCUAGUGGGGGCACCGCAUCAUCUGGAUCCCAGCGCCCAUUCCCACAACAUUUACCCUUGCAUCCACGAGAAUAUGGUGUCUACUCCACUGCCAAGCCUUGGAGCGGAGAUGAGAGUGGGGCCAACCAACAUCGUCUUCCUGAGCAACCUGUCAUCCACCAUCCUCAUCAGGGAGCCCAGCAGCAGCAGAAGCAAGUGAAUACCUUCUUCCCCAAUAUCCACCAGUCUGAAACUCUUCCUUCUGCUAUUCACACACACCAUGACUUCCAGCCUGCUCUCCACCUUAUAGCCCUGAACACUCCCCUGAGUGGCAGUAUGCGUGGCAUCCGAGGGGCUGACUUCCAGUGUUUCCAGCAGGCCAGGGAGGUUGGACUGACGGGCACCUUCCGAGCAUUCCUCUCGUCCCGACUGCAAGAUCUCUACAGCAUAGUGCGCAGAGCAGACAGGAGCACGGUGCCUAUAGUCAAUCUCAGGGAUGAAAUGCUAUUUGCUAACUGGGAGUACCUCUUCUCAGGCUCUGAGGCUCCCUUUAGAACUGGGGUUCGUAUCUUCUCCUUUGAUGGAAGGGAUGUCUUGAGAGAUUCUGCUUGGCCUCAGAAGUCGGUGUGGCACGGCUCCGACUCCAAGGGGCGGCGGUUAACAGAGAGCUACUGUGAGACGUGGAGGACUGAUGACACGGUGGUGACAGGGCAGGCGGCCUCACUGGCUUCGGGCAAGCUGCUUGAGCAGAAGAGCAGCAGCUGCAAAAACGCUUUCGUCGUCCUAUGCAUCGAAAACAGCUUCAUGACUCCCUCUCAGAAAUGAAAGGGCACACACCCAAAAGCGCUGACUGCAAGUGGAGGGUGGGCACCUCCUGUUGCCCUCGAGCAGAGGGGAACAGGUGAUGGUCCCUCCCCACCUCACCCCCACAAUCAGGAUAGUGUGUCCAGCCAGUUCCACAGUAUAGCCAUGAAGCAGAUCAAUGAACGAAAAAGCCAAAGAGUGUCUUCCUGUGGUUUCCAGCGCAGACGGGGUCCUUUCCGCCUUUGUGGCACGGCUGUGAAUAACGCAUGCCUUUGCCAGAAGGGCUGGGGCAGGUCAGGCUUGUUUGUGAGGCAAUCUUCAGGCAAGUAUGGUACAUGAAAUGGUCUUUCUCUCUCUAGCCAUGUACACGAUACAAAGAAUGUAUGUACAAUCUGUGUACAGUGUACACUUAAUUUUUCUUUGUGCAAGCAUUGAGUAACUCUU
This is a messenger RNA of Euleptes europaea (tarantolino), 6072 nucleotides long. It is a transcript of the gene COL18A1, whose product is annotated as collagen type XVIII alpha 1 chain. Bases 43 to 5649 code for a protein of 1868 amino acids. NCBI's taxonomy places the organism in Eukaryota, Metazoa, Chordata, Lepidosauria, Squamata, Sphaerodactylidae. Gene Ontology annotation, molecular function: protein binding. The record is from RefSeq and is a predicted model, not a curated record. The transcript is spliced from 42 exons.